This is a messenger RNA of Spea bombifrons (plains spadefoot toad), 2131 nucleotides long. It is a transcript of the gene WWOX, whose product is annotated as WW domain containing oxidoreductase. NCBI's taxonomy places the organism in Eukaryota, Metazoa, Chordata, Amphibia, Anura, Pelobatidae. Gene Ontology annotation, molecular function: protein binding. The record is from RefSeq and is a predicted model, not a curated record. The coding region runs from base 228 to 1472 and encodes 414 amino acids. The transcript is spliced from 10 exons.
ACAGUGCAGUGCAGUGCAAUACUCAUUUAUGACGCGGAAUCUUUCAUUUCUAAUCAUUUUUUUCCAUUUAAAAGCUGUAUUUUCUUAUUGUGGAGAAGCUGCUUAACCUAACACAGGUUUAGAGAGGCUCUGCCCCGAAGAGCUGACAAUUAGUGGAUAAACAGGUUAAUACCAGCUCUCCUCAAUCUGAGUGUUGAACUACAAUCAGCAUCAACAAAAAAAGUGCUAUGGCAGCCCUGAAGUACGCAGGCCUGGACGACACAGACAGCGAGGAUGAGUUGCCACCUGGAUGGGAAGAAAGGAGUACAAAGGAUGGAUGGGUUUACUAUGCAAACCACUUAGAUGAGAAAACACAAUGGGAACAUCCGAAAACUGGAAAACGUAAAAGGAUUGCUGGAGAUCUCCCCUAUGGCUGGGAGCAGGAAACUGAUGGAAAUGGACAGACCUACUUUGUUGACCACUUGAAUAAGAGAACCACAUACCUCGAUCCAAGACUUGCAUUCACUGUUGAUGACCAGCCUUCUAAGAUGAAUACAAGGCAGAAAUAUGAUGGAAGCUCCACAGCUAUGGAGAUACUCCAGGGCUGCGAUCUCUCUGGGAAGGUGGUGAUAGUCACUGGAGCAAACACUGGAAUCGGAUUUGAAACGGCUCGAUCGUUGGCCCUGCAUGGCGCGCUAGUUAUCAUGGCGUGCCGGAACAUGCAAAAAGCAAACGAAGCCAGGCGCCGUAUUCUAGAUGAAUGGCACAAAGCUAAGGUAGAAGUAAUGAUCUUGGACUUGGCCUCCUUCUCCAGUGUGGAAAAGUUUGCUGAAGCCUUCAAGAGUAGAAAUCUACCCCUUCAUGUCCUAAUCUGCAACGCUGCUUGGAUGGGGGGUCCUUGGCAGCUGACUGAAGACGGGUUAGAAUUAACCUUCCAGGCGAAUCACCUCGGCCACUUUUACCUUGUGUCCCUCCUGCAAGAAACCUUACGUCACUCCAUCCCAUCCAGAGUCGUCGUGGUGUCAUCAGAGUCACACAGGUUUACUGAAAUUAAAGAUUCUUCGGGGAAACUUGACCUCAGCCUGCUUUCCCCAUCUAAGAAAGACUAUUGGGCCAUGUUAGCGUACAACCGUUCCAAGCUGUGCAACGUUCUGUUCUCCCAGGAGUUGAACCGUCGCCUCUCUCCCCAUGGGGUGACGUCUAAUGCUGUCCAUCCAGGAAAUAUGAUGUAUUCUUCCAUUCAUCGGAACUGGUGGGGGUACAGGUUGCUGUUUACUUUGGUCCGGCCCUUUACCAAGUCCAUGCAACAAGGAGCUGCCACGUCUAUCUAUUGUGCUGUCUCCCCGGAGCUGGAAGGCCUAGGAGGGAUGUACUUCAAUAACUGCUGCCGCUGCCUUCCAUCACAGGAGGCCCAGCGAGAGGAGACGGCUGCGGCCUUGUGGGAACUGAGCGAGAAGCUGAUCCAAGAACGAGUUGGCAGUCAAUCCAAAUAGCAGGGAGCCGCCGUUACGAUCAAAACACAUGGAGUGUGUGCGCUAGGAAACUGCCAGCCCUGGAAACUUUCCAACCCUAUCAUCUAGAGGGUUUCCAUAUACCUCUGAUACAGAUUAACUAGUGUUAAAUGAAAUAAUAGCAGUCACAACACAGUGAAAAAUGUUAAGUACUAAUGGGAAGUAGGGAAUACGGUGGGGUUAAAGGGACCAUAUCUCUUUCUUGUUGUUUGUUAAGCAGAUUUCUUUGUCUUUUAAUUAGAGUAUAAAACUUGGGUUGCCAACUAUGUAACAAAACCAAAUGAAAGCAAAAAUCACAUUACGAGGGGAGAGUAAAUUACAAGCCGCUUAAUAUUCUGUGAUCCUGAAGAAGGAGCUUGGCACCCAAAAAGGCGUAAUUAAGAUGGCAGGCUGAUAAUUAAUGGGCAAGUAUAACUGUUUAAUUAUGGGUGAAUCUCAAAUAAUUUAACGUGAAAUGAGUAAAAACAUGAGAAAUGUUUAUUGCUUUUUAAUAGCGAUUGCGUUAGACGCAGAGACGUAUAACAUUGAGAUGAUCAUCUGUAUGAUCAUUUACUAAUAAUGUCCUUUUCUUCAUCUUUUCUGUAUUCUGUUUGUGAUCCUUGAACACUAAGACCUUUAAUAAAUUGAGAGUGGAAUCGCUA